AUAUAAUGAUGGUCCAUUUGUCCGAAUACCCUUGAUUGAGCAGCCCCGAGUAUUUUCACAGCUUCAGUAUGGAUCAAUGCCAUGUAUUCAAGCUUCCAAAUGAGCUUCUUCUACAUAUCCUCACACCCCUCCCUACACCCGAGCUCCUCCCACUUACAGUAAUUUGUCACCGAAUUUACACCUUAAUCUUACGGAUCCUCCAGAAUCGCCUUGUUGCUGCUUCAAACCUAGAUUCCCACUCUCUGCUUCUAGAAUGUUACCACCCAUCUGCCAAGUUGACUGAACCGCCCUACUUCUGUGCGUACCGAGGGACAGAUGGACUAUCGGCAUACACGGCUGGCAUACACGACAAGAAAUCCGACGAUGCAUCUCGAUUGGGAGAGAUGAAGAACCUGUACUCGCGCUUCCGCCCUCAUCGCCGCGAACUUGACCCCACAGGUCGGCGCGUCGUGCGGCGACAACGACCCCAUCCCGCAGGCGAUAUCCCGGGCUCACGGACGUAUGAUGCCUCUCAAUCCUCGUCCUCCCAAAGUUCCAAGGUCAUUCCGGGCACGGCAUCAGAUCUCAACGAAGGAGGCGAGACGGUCAAGCAAACGCUCAGUCUCGAAGCCCAUGAGCUCUUCACCCAGCUCGUGGCGCAGACGAACCUAGUCAAGAUCAGCGAGGCGAGUGGCAUAUUCAGCUGUUUCGUUGACGUCGAAGAAGGUGUCGUAAGGGUAUGGAGGGAGUGGUUGAAGAAAGCUUCGUCUGUGCUUCCUCCCAUGUCUACUGAUACAUCAACGAAUGGAAGUAGCACACGACGUCCAGUGCAACUUGACGAGAACAUCCUCUGGGUAAGCCCUAGUCGCAAUUCAGGCAUUCGAUUCAACGUCAGAGAACGAAAACUGCUUCACUCGCAUAUCCCCAUCCUCAUUCGUGCAGACGAGCCAGACGCAGACCUACCUGUCAGCUACGAGCUCGAAUUCUCUGAACUUCUGAUACGUACAUCGCACCUACUUCUCACGCUCGAAAAGUCAAUGGUUCAGGAGGACAACACGUCCGGCAAGGCCAUAGUCUUUGGAUCUUUUGGGUAGGCCUGAGAAUAGCAUCAUUUUAUCAUUUAAGUACAUAGCACCAAAUAACCAAUC
Molecule: messenger RNA, 1127 nt
Organism: Aaosphaeria arxii CBS 175.79
Lineage: Eukaryota; Fungi; Ascomycota; Dothideomycetes; Pleosporales
Exons: 3
Coding region: 69-1073 (334 amino acids)
Molecular function (GO): protein binding
Source: RefSeq, a predicted model, not a curated record